AUGCUAUAUAGUGUACAAAGACAAGGCCGUUUCUCCUUUUAUAUACAGAAUCAAGGAGAAGAAGCAACACAAAUAGGAAUUGGUAAAGCCCUACAACCAGAAGAUCAUCUCUUCUGUCAAUACAGAUAUGAAUAUGUACAGGGAAUUGGGUGUAUUAUUAAUGAAAGGGUUUACUGUCCAGGAUAUAUUAGGACAAUUAUUAAGUACCCCACAGUAUGGGUGCUGGUUAUGCCUUCCGUCUUGGCAAUGAGAAGAGAAUUGCUGUCGGUUUCUUCGGAGAGGCUAUUGGAGUACAAAAUAGAGUGA
This is a messenger RNA of Eimeria maxima, 306 nucleotides long. Its product is annotated as mitochondrial branched-chain alpha-keto acid dehydrogenase E1, putative. Lineage: Eukaryota; Apicomplexa; Conoidasida; Eucoccidiorida; Eimeriidae. Gene Ontology annotation, biological process: branched-chain amino acid catabolic process. The record is from RefSeq and is a predicted model, not a curated record. Gene Ontology annotation, molecular function: oxidoreductase activity, acting on the aldehyde or oxo group of donors, disulfide as acceptor. The transcript is spliced from 5 exons. Bases 1 to 306 code for a protein of 101 amino acids.